Messenger RNA from Priceomyces carsonii, 1707 nucleotides. RefSeq names its product alpha-glucosidase. Gene Ontology annotation, molecular function: oligo-1,6-glucosidase activity; alpha-amylase activity; glucan 1,4-alpha-maltotriohydrolase activity. Lineage: Eukaryota; Fungi; Ascomycota; Pichiomycetes; Serinales; Debaryomycetaceae. Gene Ontology annotation, biological process: sucrose catabolic process; maltose catabolic process. The coding region runs from base 1 to 1707 and encodes 568 amino acids. The transcript has a single exon. The record is from RefSeq and is a predicted model, not a curated record.
AUGACUAAAGAAAAUAUUUGGUGGAAAGAUGCUACUGUUUAUCAAGUUUGGCCUGCUUCAUAUAAAGAUUCAAAUAGCGAUGGUAUAGGUGAUAUUCCAGGAAUAAUAUCAAAAUUGGAUCAUAUUCAAGGGCUCGGCGUAGAUGUUAUUUGGCUUUCGCCGAUGUACGAUUCUCCGCAAGAUGACAUGGGAUACGAUAUUUCAGAUUAUCAAAAGGUCUACCCCAAAUAUGGUACUUUGGAAGACUUGGAAACGUUAAUUAAAGAAACUCAUUCAAGAGGAAUGAAGUUGAUCUUGGACUUGGUAAUCAACCAUACAUCUAAUGAACAUCAGUGGUUCAAAGAGUCAAGGUCUUCAAAAACUAAUCCUAAAAGGGACUGGUAUAUAUGGAAGCCUCCUCGCUACGAUGAGAAUGGAAAUAGACAUCCACCCAACAACUGGAUGUCUUGUUUUUGUGGAAGUGCUUGGGAAUAUGAUGAAAAAACUGAAGAAUAUUAUUUACACGUUUUUGCCAAGAGUCAACCAGAUUUAAACUGGGAAAAUGAAGAGACCCGUCAAGCAAUUUAUGAUAAUGCACUCUUGUUUUGGUUUGAAAAAGGUAUCGAUGGUUUCCGCAUUGAUGCUGCUGGCGUGUACUCUAAAGAUCGGUCUUUUCCUGAUGCUCCAAUCGUUAUACCAAAUUCAGAAUGGCAACCCUGUACGCAACUCUAUCAAGAUGGUCCUAGAAUUCAUGAAUUUCAUAAAGAAAUGUUUUCUAAAGUCACAUCUAAGUUUGAUGCAAUGACAGUUGGGGAAGUUGGUGCUUCAGAUCGAGAAGAAUUUUUGAAAUAUGUCAGUGCAAAGGAAAACGAAAUGAAUAUGAUGUUCCUUUUUAAUGUAGUUGAUAUCGGAUCUAAGAAUGGUGACAAGUUUGACUUUAAAGGAUUUAAUUUAGUUGAUUUAAAGAAGGCUAUUAAGAAGCAAUACAGUAUGACUGAUGGGUCUGAUGCUUGGCCCACUUUUUUUAUGGAGAAUCACGACCAAGCUAGAUCCAUUAGCAGGUUUGGUAAUCCAUCUACAAAAUACUGGGAGAAGUCGGGUAAAUUACUUGCCUUAUUGCAAAUUGGCAUGUCUGGGACCCUCUUCAUUUAUCAAGGUCAAGAAAUUGGGAUGACAAACUUUCCACGCUCAUGGCCCAUUGAAGAUUAUCUUGAUAUUAAUUCCAUAAACUAUUUCAAAAAUUAUAGUGAGAAACACAGUAAUGAUGCCAAGGCUAUGGAUAAAUUGAUGGAUAAUUUGGCUUUGUUAGCUCGUGACCAUGGCAGAACUCCUGUGCAAUGGGAUGAUUCACCUAAUGCUGGAUUCAGUGAUGGUGUCCCAUGGACUAAAGUGAAUGAUAAUUACCACCAAAUAAAUGUUCAGAAACAAGUCAAUGACCCCUCUUCAUUAUUAUCUUUUUGGAAGCGUUGUUUAAAACUCAGGAAAAAGUUCAAAAAUUUGCUUGUUCAUGGGUCGUUAGACAUUCUUGACCUUGAAAAUGAGAAUUUAUUUACCUUCAGUAAGAGGAAUAAUGGAGAGUUGCUUUAUGGGAUUUUGAAUUUUAGUUCAAAUGUGCAAAAGUUUGAGCUGACAAUACCGGGGACUUUGGAAUUGUUACUUUCUAACUCGGAAAUUGCAAAUGAUGAUAUCAUGGGUCCAUAUGAAGGAAGGCUAUACUUGGUAAAAUAG